Neogale vison (American mink) is the source of this 6070-nucleotide messenger RNA. It is a transcript of the gene SNPH, whose product is annotated as syntaphilin. Gene Ontology annotation, biological process: neuron differentiation. The record is from RefSeq and is a predicted model, not a curated record. Bases 1208 to 2920 code for a protein of 570 amino acids. The transcript has 4 exons. Gene Ontology annotation, cellular component: cytoplasmic microtubule; mitochondrion. NCBI's taxonomy places the organism in Eukaryota, Metazoa, Chordata, Mammalia, Carnivora, Mustelidae.
GCCCAUGGCGCACUGUACGUAAUGAGCUUGGCCCGGGGUCUUCGCGCAGUGGGGCUCGGUGAACGCUUCUCUCCAGCAUGGGGGAAGGUCGGGGCACGGUGUCCUUGGCCACGUAUCCAGUAACCCAGGCUCCUAUCCUUAGUCCCUGCUCUGAGCAUGGAAGGAGGGAACAGGGCUGUCUGGAGCCAGCACAGGACUCGGGGUGGCCCAGAGUCCAGGUCCCUCCGUCUCGGGCUCCCAGAGCUCUGCAAUGACGCCCAGUGCGGGACUCCGUCCUACAAUAGCCAACACCCAACAGGGGGCUUCCCGCUUCCUUAAACCCCUGUAGGGCUGCCCUUGGGGCCUAAGCCUUUAUCCACUUGUCAAGAGAGCCAAGGAUGGGUCUCUGCAGGCCUGGUUGCUUCCUGCUUGUUCCUGCCCACCAAGAACUACCCCCUGCCCCUAGGAGGGCUUCUGUAACCAUUUGCCCUCUUCCUCAUCAGCUUCGAGAUUGUGCUCUAUCCUGACGCAUGCCAGUGAGCACGCAUGUUUGCAUCGAGGGGUACAGCAUGCCCAUGUGCCCCACACAUGUGGGGGGGGCAGUUGCACGUCCCACUGCAUGGGCAGGCCCCAAGCAUGUUCCCGGAGAUGUGUGCAGCCUGUCUCGGAAUGGCAGAGAUGUGGUAUCUUUUCACAUUCUUGUGUGUCCAUAUGUCUUUCUACACGUGUGCCGGUCUGUUGGUCUGUCUUGUCUCCCCUAUAGACAGGAAGCCCUAAGCCACACGCCACCGGGCACUCUGGGAAGGUGACGUCGAGACUAGCCCAGCCUAACUUGGGGUUCCUGGUCCUGCUCCAGGAGUGCUCCGGCCUGCAGCCCCCGCCGAGGAGGGAGGAUUGUCCAGCACGGGGUGGGGUCCGAGUCAGGGAUCGGGUGGCCUGGCUUGUAGCGUUGAGGACGCAGUGCUGCGCUGGUGGUCAGUGGCCCUGCCCCGAUGCCCGUGUGACCUUGGGCAAGGCCUUCAAGCUUGCUGUCCACGCUCAGUCAUCUGGAGAACUCGGGGUUGGAUCUAUGAUUUCUGGCUGCUCCCGAGGCCCUGACGACCGAGACUUUCAGUCAGGGCGCAGGAGUGUGGUAACAUCGCUGGUGAAGGCGGCCGUGGCUAGCGCCUGGCCCACCAGGCCCUCACUCGGUCCUGGGGUGUCCUGCUGAAGGGUAAGAGGAGGAGCCAUGCCAGGCAGCGGCCCCAGCGAGAGGAUGACGUGGCCUGGUCCGGCCCUCCCCGCGGCACCCCCAACGCGCCCUCUCUCCUCAGCCCCGGGGACACCGCCUCCCCCGCCCCUCACCCGGACCCGCAGCCUCAUGGCCAUGUCCCUGCCGGGCAGUAGACGGGCCUCUGCUGGAUCCCGCAGCGGGGGCCCUUUGGGCCGCAGCGGCCUGGCGGUGUUUGCCCAGUGCCCGCAGCUGCCCGCCAGCCAGAACGAGCACCUGCCUCUUCUUCCUGCCUCCAGGCGCACCUCUCCCCCCGUGAGCGUGCGGGACGCCUACGGCACCUCCUCUCUCAGCAGCAGCAGCAACUCAGGCUCCUACAAGGGCAGCGACAGCAGCCCCACGCCCAGGCGUUCCAUGAAGUACAUGCUGUGCAGCGACAACCAUGGUGUUAAGCCGCCCACCCCGGAGCAGUACCUGACGCCCCUGCAGCAGAAGGAGGUGUGCAUCCGGCACCUGAAGGCGCGGCUGAAGGACACCCAGGACCGGCUGCAGGACCGGGACACCGAGAUCGAUGACCUGAAGACGCAGCUGUCGCGCAUGCAGGAGGACUGGAUCGAGGAGGAGUGCCACCGCGUGGAGGCGCAGCUGGCCCUGAAGGAAGCGCGCAAGGAGAUCAAGCAGCUCAAGCAGGUCAUCGACACCGUCAAGAACAACCUGAUCGACAAGGACAAGGGGCUGCAGAAGUACUUCGUGGACAUCAACAUUCAGAACAAGAAGCUGGAGACGCUGCUGCACAGCAUGGAAGUGGCCCAGAAUGGCACGGCCAAGGACGACGGCGCUGGGGAGUCGGCUGGCGGGUCCCCCGCCCGCUCCCUCACCCGCAGCUCCACCUACACCAAGCUGAGUGACCCUGCUGUCUGCGGUGACCGACCCCCCGGCGACCACCCCGGGGCCUCUGCAGAGGACGGGGCUGACAGCGGCUUCGCGGGGACCGAGGACACACUGAGCCGGACGGACGCGCUGGAGGCCAGCAGCCUGCUGUCAUCGGGGGUGGACUGCGGCCCCGAGGAGGGCUCGUUGCACAGCAGCUUCGGCCUGGGCCCCCGCUUCCCCGCCAGCAACACCUACGAGAAGCUUCUGUGUGGCCUGGAGGCCGGCGUGCAGGUCAGCUGCAUGCAGGAGCGCGCCAUCCAGACGGACUUCGUGCAGUACCAGCCGGACCUGGACGCCAUCCUGGAGAAAGUGACCCAGGCCCAGGUCUGCGGAGCAGUCCCUGAAUCAGGGGACAGGGGCCCAGAGCUGGAGCCCCACCCCCCAGGGCCCAAAGACUGCAACUCCGCCGUGGUGGUGACGGUGGGGGACGAGCUAGAGGCCCCAGAGCCCAUCACCCGGGGGCCGAGCCCACACCGGCCCGGUGCCAACCCCAGCCCAGGCCCAUCGGUGAGUGUGGCAUGCCCCGUGGAAGAGGAGGAGGAGGCGGCUGCUGAGAAGGAACCCAAGAGCUACUGGAGCCGCCACUACAUCGUGGAUCUGCUGGCGGUGGUGGUACCGGCCGUGCCCACGGUGGCCUGGCUGUGCCGCUCCCAGCGCCGCCAGGGCCAGCCCAUUUACAACAUCAGCUCCCUGCUGCGGGGCUGCUGCACUGUGGCCUUGCACUCCAUCCGCAGGAUCAGCUGCCGCUCGCUGGGCCAGCAGGGUCCAAGCCAGGCGGCCGGCAGCUCCCAGCUGUGAGCGUGUGCAGCCCUGGCCAGCGGCUCUGAUGGCCUGACCAAUGAUCGUAGGGGUGCCGCUCUCCUCCUGCUCACGCCCCGGGGGCCUCAGCUGCUUGAUUUAGUUUUGGGUAGGGGAUGUGAACAGUGUCGGGGCUGGGAGUUGGGGUUGGGGGAAGGCACCCCAAACUGUGAUAGGAGACAAGGGAAGAAAGACCAAAGGCAGAGAGGCACACGGAAGGGACACGUUGCAGAGAGAGGAGGUGGGGAGGUCCCCCAACCCAGCCCUGUCCACCUGGACCUUCACACAGGGCCGCCCACCCCUGCCCAGAAGUCUCCAGGGUGUCGAUGUGGGGAGGCUGGGCCUGAGGUGCCCAGGGGAGCCUCCCCACCCCCACCCCGGGUCCCAUCCCAUUGCUGCCCAUCCAAGCCUCCUCCCCAGCAACUCCCUGCCCUCAGUCCAGCCUUCUGGGCCAGUAUUACCUCCUUCUGUGGAGGCAGCUGCUGCCCAGAGUACACGCUACCCGCCCAGGACUUUCAGCAGGGUCUGCAACCCCUGGACCCCAGCUACAGUUCUAGCAUCUUCCAGCUGCUUCCCGCUCUGGGAUUCAGAAGUGUAGUCGGGCCACAGGCAUGGGCCGGUGGAAAGACGGUGAUGGGCCAGAGGUGGCAGAGCGCAGUGUGGCUUCUGUGUCUGUCUGUCCGAGCCCUUCCCCAGGCUCUGUUUCCCUCUCCACGCUUCUGGCUGUGUCAGAUCGUUCUUCCUGUGAGAGCUGAGCCAGACAGGCUAGUGCUGGGGCUGGAACCUCUGCCAGCCCGAGAGGAGGAGGCAGGGGCUGGCAGUUCAGGGGCACUCCUCCAGCCUUCUGAGACAAGGUCCUGCAGUCUGGUAGGUGGGCUGGACUCGGCAAUCCUCUGCUGGUUUGAGAAGCCAGAGGCCAUGAUGGCCCCUGAAGCUCAACCCGAGUUUCACUGGGGGCCUCGGGCCCAGCUUCCACUUUGCACUAUGUUCACUUUGGGGCUUGGCUCUCAUACGCCCCAGCAUCUCCACUGAGGGGCGGCUUGCAUUCUAGUGAGGGCUCCUAAACUUAGACCUAGCUGCCUCUGGAGAAAAGCCAGCAUGAUGGACGGCAGGAUGGGAUAUGGAAGCCAUGAUGUCUGUCCAGGCCAAAGCAGGGCACCUGGGUCAUCUCCCAGGCAAGGACGGAGCAGGGCAGGCCGGAGCCCUGCGGCCUCCCUGCUCACAGCCUGAGGCCACUUGGCCUGGGAAGCUUCACUGUCCCCCCUCCUUCCCUGUCCCCCAGCAAAGCUGCUGACCUUUUGGGUCCCCCAGCAAAGCUGCUGACCUUUUACCACCACUAUUAUUUGACAAAGUGAACCCACUCCUUCUCCCCUGUGGGGCCUAUACCCGUCUGGUGGCCCCUCCCACUCUUCAGAGAUUAGGCCCCACGUGGGGGGCGGGGGGCGCUGGCGGGACCCUGCAUCUUACUCAUUCCUCUGGCCCCGGGGCCACUCUGGUUCUCUGCCAAGGUUGCUCACCCGCCCCCGCUGCUCCCACAGCCGCCGCCUGAGUUGGGGGCUCCGCCUUUCUUCUCUGCACCCUCCAAUCAAAGGGGGGGGCCCUGCAUGCACUGGGAGUGGGCAGCCAGCUCAGCCAUGGGGCCGGCAGCCCCCUCUGCCACACGCUUUGUGCCUCCAAAGCCUCCUUCCCCUGGCUGGAGCCUCAGACCACCCGUCCUUUGCAGAGCACCACCAUCCCAGCCGAAGCGCAUCUGAAGUCCUGGGGCCUGGCUGGGGCUGCCCCACAGACGCUGGGGUUGUGCCAUGGAGGGGCCGUGGACACACCCAAUCCAAAGCCAAGCCGGGCCUGGCCGUGGACCCCGCCUCCCGUGCUGUGCACUCACGGAGCUGCGUAGCGUCUCCAUAGAAAUAGUCCAAGCUUUGCCGAGAAAAUAAAUGUCUGACUAUAUUUGACAACGUGAAAUCUAUAUAUUUUUCACACUGGAAUUCAGUCAAGCCACAUAGCCCCUCUGCUCCUGUCUGUGUCUUGCUCUCUGUGGCCUUCCUGUCGUGUUUCGUGUUUCGUGUUUCAGUGUCGGGGCCGUAGUCCGCUGGGUCCCACCGGAGGUCCUGGUGAAGGGCCGCGCCCAAGGUGAGUGGGGCCGCUGCUCAGGGUUGCAGAGCCUUCGCCCACAACAUCAAGGCUCUUCUCUCUUGAGGCCCUCAACGGGCAUUUCUUUCUCGUGUCAGUGGAGGCGGUGGCUCUGCACCCAGCCCCAGGAUGGACCCCGAGAGCACGCCGGCUGGCGGCCCUGGUCCAGCCCUCCAUGUGCCCCUGCGUGUGCUCAGUGUCUGCAUCUAUGCAAAGGGGGCAGCGUGGCGCCCGAGGCUCAGAGCAAGCGGGGAAGCACAGUGGCCUGCUGGCUCGGGCUCCUGGCCCCAGCACCGCAGGGUGCUGCCCCUCUCCAGUGCUCCUCCUCCAAAGCUCCCCUUUUUCCUUCUUGCUUCAUAUCUCCUCCUGCUGAGCUCUGGCCUUGCCCUCCUGCCCUCGGCUCCUGGAGCAGAAAUCGUCGGGGGGGGCGGGGGGCCUCGGGCCUCCCUCCACCGUCUGGCCUUGGGCUGGGGCUGAUUCCCUCCCACAGGACAUUUCCCCAGGAAGCACCUGCUGAACUGCUGGUCCCUUGGAGCCCGGGGGGCCAGAAGUGGCUUCUGCUCAGUCGUAGGGCCUGGGUCUGGGCCUUCCUGCUGCUCCCCUGGCUCUGGGCUCAGGCAGGAAUCAAAGCAUGGGCUGGGACUCUGCACACAGAGCUGGCCUCCUGCGGAGUUUAUUCCGAGCAUCUCCCAAGGGGAGAACUUAGAUUUUCACUGACCAGGCUUCCCAGGCACUGUUAGCAAUGGGGCAUCUGACAGCGCCUGGGGAGGGGCAGCCCCGCCAAUGUUCUAGGGCCUACCGAAGGCCUGAGCCCGGGGAACUCCUGACCCCCUUUUCUAACCCAGGGGGACAGUACCAACAAGUCACAGCACACUCUCCCAUUCAGCCAUCCCCUCGAUGGAGAAGUUAGGGGGUAUGGGAAAGGGGGAGGUGGCGAGGGUCUUCAUUUUGUCUCCUUUGUCCUGUUCAGACAGAGUUGUACCCGCAGCAGACAGCUCUGAAUUAAAGCAUGAAAACACA